This is a messenger RNA of Cuscuta europaea, 2120 nucleotides long. The record is from the annotation of a GenBank genome assembly. NCBI's taxonomy places the organism in Eukaryota, Viridiplantae, Streptophyta, Magnoliopsida, Solanales, Convolvulaceae.
AGGGUAGUGGCCUAGUGGAUAACCCGGUAUUCCACACGUUAAUGGUGAGGGAUGCCAAACAAAAAGCAGACCCUUCUGCUGUACGGAAUGAAUAAUUUCUGCAUGGCAUAUUGCCAUUUUCAUACAACCCAAUUCCCCUUCUUCUGCAACACCGCAGCUACCCAAAGUUGCAUCAUAGACCUCUCCUCCAAUGGCAUAUUUUUUUUAUUUUUUAUAUCAAUGUAUUAAAAGAAAAACCCCCCGAAAAGAAUCAAGAAAUCGACCCGUUGCACAUUUUCCUUGACAAUCUCCUCUGCGGCAGGAGGCAGCUAAAGCGACACUCUCUUCUCCAGUUCUCACAAGCUUCACAGUAAUGGCUCCCCGAGGAAGACCCAGAAAAAGGUCAACAAGAAUGUACGCAGCGAUUGAUGCGAUGCGGAAUCUGGGUUUCGACGAGGAAGUCGUUGUCCAAACGGUGAAACAACUUCUCAAUAUCUACGGUGGAGAAGAUGGUUGGCCAUUUAUUGAGGAGUAUGGGUACAAGGAGCUCAUAGAUGCAAUUCUUCGUGAUUCAGAUACAUCUAGAGAAGGAAACUUGGAGAAGGUUGCCAAGCAAGGCCUAACAUCUCGGUGGGGGGAACACUGAAAGUAAAAGUAAGAAUGAAUCUUUGCAAAGUGAAGCACCUAAUGCAAGGGCUGAAGAUGUGGCAGGAUCAUCAUCAAACACUGCUCCAGAAAGGGUAUGCUCAGAAGUUGGUGAUUUUGCACCAGAAGGAGAGAACAUCAGCAUUGUCAAAUCACCAUCUUCAAGUACUUGCACUACUAAUGUGAAUGCUGAAUAAGCCAAUCAUGGGUACCAAAUGGAUCCUAAGAAUGCAUCAACAGAUUUGGGAGGUUGUGCAUAACGAAACAUGUGAAUCAACUUGUAACUUGUUUAUCCAACCAAGGACAUAUGCCCCUUGUCAGUGAGAAUGAAAUCGGUGUAAAAGAAAUUGGGGAGUACCACAGUGACCAAUCAACCUUGAUUCUUAAGAAGAGGUCUAAACAUAACUCCAUUUCAUGUGACCAAACAACCAUGAACCUCAUGGCCAAGAUAUCUGCUGUCCCAGCCCCACUUGUGCCUCCUUUCAAGAUUCAAGAGAAUCCAGUGUGUGAGAAGAAUCUGCACCAUGCCACAACAGCUGAAUGCCUUCUGUCUUCUCGUUCUUUGCGGGCCCCACAUACCAAAAGCCCCAUGUCUACGCAUUCUUCGCGGGCCCCACAUACUAAAAGCCCCAAUUCUACGCAUUCUUUGCGGGCCUCGCCUGUUGAAUGCCUUGUGCCUACGCCUUUUUCGCGGGUCCCACCAGUCGAAUGCCUUGUGCCUGUGUCUUCCUCGCGGGCCCUGCCUGUUGAAUGCCUUGUGCCUGCGUCUUCUUCGCGGGGCCCGCCUGUUGAAUGCCUUGUGUCUGCAUCUUCUUUGCGGGCCCUGCCUGUUGAACGCCUUGUGUCUGUAUCUUCUUCGCAGGCCCCGCCCGGUGAACGCCUUCUUUCUGCGUCUUCUUCGAGGGCCCCGCCUGUUGAACACCUUGUAUCUGCACCUUCUUUGCAGGCCCCACCUGUUCAUCCCCCCAAAGUUUCUCCACAGCCGGUUACUUCUCAUCCGCCAAGGAGACGCUUCCCUUGUUAUGGUUGGAUCGAUAGCGAUGACGAGGAUGAACCCGAACUCGUGUAUUUGCCACGAGUGGGGCCCGCUGAUUGUCCGACACAGUUUAGCAGGCAUGGAACGAACAAGGAGGGGGUUAAACGCCAAUCAAGGUGGGAUCAAAAACCUGAAAAUGUCUAAUCUCUAAAGGCAGUCUCUUGACUCUCUUCUACAAUGCUUCUAACUCUAUGAACACUAACUAAUGUAAAUAAGGUACUAGUGUACUACUUCAAGAGUUGAAUAGUUUUGAUUGCUGUUUAUUCAGAUGAUUGUGGGAAGAUGAUAUGUGUAUAUCUUCCUCUAUUAGGACUGCUGCUCUUUAUGAGGUGCUUCUGUUUCUGUGGUCUCUUCAUUUUUAUUCGUAGCAAAGCUUGAAUGAGGGAACAGUGUGCGUAGUUCAGUACUUAAGUACCAUCUACAUGCAGGGGCGGAUCAGGGGUAACAUCGUAAACGAAUC